Xiphias gladius (swordfish) is the source of this 2037-nucleotide messenger RNA. RefSeq names its product F-box protein 45 (gene fbxo45). The record is from RefSeq and is a predicted model, not a curated record. Gene Ontology annotation, molecular function: protein binding. Bases 312 to 1184 code for a protein of 290 amino acids. Gene Ontology annotation, cellular component: SCF ubiquitin ligase complex; synapse. The transcript is spliced from 3 exons. Lineage: Eukaryota; Metazoa; Chordata; Actinopteri; Istiophoriformes; Xiphiidae. Gene Ontology annotation, biological process: proteasome-mediated ubiquitin-dependent protein catabolic process; synapse assembly involved in innervation.
ACUGCCCCCGGAUCUGAGCCACGGUGGGUCUCGUCUACAGUAACCGCGGCUCUCGCUCUCUCGUCUCCGCGUUUCUCCGCCAGCGUCGCAGCGAGUUACGGAGGUUUUGCUCUUCCAGGACCUUGACGCAUCGCCUCCAUUCAGCCAUUGAAGUGGGGGGAGCAGGGUGCGUGCUGUUGUGGUUUCGGUGCGACCUGUGCGUGAUCUCUCGGGGAAAUGUCGCUGUGUAACUCAGAUUAGGAGCCAUUCUGCGGUGUAAGCUCAAACUAUUGUGUCGGCUGGUGUCGUCGGUGAGGAGCUGGGCCAUCAUCAUGUCUGGAGCUGUCGGAGGAGGAGGUGGAGGCUCCGCCUGUCUGGGCGCAGCAGCGGCAGCCAGUUGCAGCUCCGCCGGCUCUCCCUACGCCGCCGCGGCCGGAGGAGGCGCGGGGGUGGCCGGGAGGCUGCCAGCCCGGGUCCUGGAGCACGUUUUCUCCUACCUGGAGCUGUCCGACCUGAUGCGGUGCGCCCUGGUCUGCUGGCACUGGAACAACAUCCUGGCGGAUGAAAACAGCGAGGUGUGGCGCAGCCUCUGCACCCGGGCUCUGAGCGACGAAGCUCUGCGCUCUGACAUCCUGUGCAACCUGCCCACCUACAAGGGGAAGCUCAAGGCCUUUCAACACGCUCUGAGCUCCCACGACUGCUCCCGCAAUGUUUACGUGAAGAAGAACGGCUUCACCCUGCACCGCAACCCCAUCGCUCAGAGCACGGACGGCGCACGUGGCAAGAUCGGCUUUUCGGAGGGGCGGCACGCCUGGGAGAUCUGGUGGGAAGGCCCCCUUGGCACCGUGGCAGUGAUAGGCAUCGCCACGAAGCGGGCGGCGAUGCAGUGCCAGGGCUACGUGGCCCUGCUGGGCAGCGACGACCAGAGCUGGGGCUGGAACCUGGUCGACAACAACCUCCUCCAUAACGGGGAGGUUAAUGGAAACUUCCCCCAGUGUAACAAUGCACCCAAAUAUCAGAUCGGGGAGAGAAUCCGGGUGAUUCUAGACAUGGACGACAAGACGUUAGCCUUCGAGAGAGGCUUUGAGUUUCUCGGAGUAGCGUUUCGCGGACUGCCCAAAGCCUGCCUGUUCCCCGCUGUCUCUGCAGUGUACGGCAACACCGAAGUCACCAUGGUGUACCUGGGCAAACCUCUGGACGGCUAGAAGCCGAGUAACACGUGCCGGCAAGUGCAGGACUUUUUCGGUCGACAGAGUGCCAACCACGUUUGACGCACCACGUCAGAAGGUCUCGGAGGCAAGGUGGUCUCGUUUCUUCCGGGCAAAAUGAGUCUAUUCACGUACACAAAGACCGAACUGCUGGCAUUUCUACGACAGCUGGACACGAACCCAGAGUCCGCUUUUUGACUUGUCAGACUACAGGGAAAAGGAGGUGCGGGGAGGGUCAUAGACAUGCUUCUGCAUCAACGUGGAAGUGUCCACUUUUACGGUUUAGCUGCUGGACUUUUACUUUUACAGGACAGGGGAACAUAAUUUAAUUUAAGUGAUUCAGACGAACGGUGCUGAACAUUUACGUGAGGUUUUAUGUCUGUUUGAAUGAGGCCAAAACUAUUCUAAACUGGCAGAUACUUUAAGACGUAACUUUAAUGAGAGACACAGUAGUUGUCACGAGAAGCUCUCUGUCGUAUGGGUUAAUGGAAACAGCUCGUUUUGGACUAACACAGGCCAACUGUCAUCAGUGACUGGAUUGUAAUGGUUUUAUGCCAAACCAGUGCGACCUAAUGUUGUGUUUUGAUAAAGGCAAACAGAGGAUGUGGGGACCAACUGUCCAUGUGUCCGUGUGCAUGGACACUGGCAUGUGGACUAAAACAUUCGCCCUUUUUAAAUACUCAUCCAGUAAUGGCGGAAACUAUAGCCGUAUCAUGUUAAUGUGUGUCCUUUUUAAUGUGCUACUGUACUAUUACACACUAUUUAUUGGUUUUAUCUAUGGUACUGUUGAUACUGUAUGAUUAUAAGGCCUGAAAAUAAAGUCUACAUGGUGCCACUCUUAGGAUAAAGA